Molecule: messenger RNA, 207 nt
Organism: Heterobasidion irregulare TC 32-1
Lineage: Eukaryota; Fungi; Basidiomycota; Agaricomycetes; Russulales; Bondarzewiaceae
Exons: 3
Biological process (GO): intracellular transport; protein secretion
Source: RefSeq, a predicted model, not a curated record
CAGUCUGCGCUAUUCAACUUUCAGUCCCUCCUCCUAGUCGUCCUCCUGCUCGUCUGCACCUGCACCUACGCACGCGCCGUCGCACCACGCCUCAUUGAUAGGAACAAGGACGGGUUUCUGGGUCUCUUCUUCAUGUCGGCGCGCAUCGGUGAGCGCCUCUCGCCUUACGUCGCCCUCGCCUGCGUCGCCAUGGCCGUGCGCAUCCUC